AUGGCUGAGAGAUCUCAACGGUGCCAGCGGAGGAAUGACGAAAACCUUGCAGCACAGGAGGAGAUGGCGCAAAGCUCGCGGGUAUCUUUAGAAGAAGGGUCCUAUGAUGCAAGCAAUAUAUUGACGGACAUUGGACACAUGCUUCCCAACGGGAGAAUGGAUGUUCCACUAAGCAUAUGCUUUUCGACUACGCGUGCGGAUGACCUUUUGUUGCACUAUCUGCUUAGGCGGGUUCUGGAGCCAGACGAGUUGUACAGCAACAACCGCACUGCACUAUUAAGGUGCCAAUACCAAAUGUACAAUGCUGCAUCAAAUGGGAGUUUAGAGUUCGUUCAUCUACUUUUGGACUACAGUGCAGACACUAAUAAAGAGGUAUCUACUAAUCCAUUGCCUUGUGUUUAUAAAAAAACAAGUAGUAAAGAUUCUGAAGGAAAUGUUUCCCUUUGGGAUUGGAUACUCAGAAAUGACCAGCCAGUGAUCAAGGUCCUCAUUAACAAUGGCAUCACGCUGUCGUCGAGGAUGUCGGCCAGUUGGUAUGCACGGAACGGAUGCCACCCUUCUCAACAACAUGGGGACCACGAACCUCCACACAACCAUCUCAGAGGGAAACCUCGCGAGCAUAAACGUGGGUCGAGAAGGGUGCCGACUUCAACCGUGCAAACGUGCAAACGAGAUAUACAUGUUGGGGAACCUGAAGGUGAUGUCCUAAUUUUCAUGGCAGGACAGGUAAUAACCGUAACUCUGACCGUGCGACUCAGUAAAAUUGCUGAAACCAUCAGAUCUCACUCACUCGCUGCUCUAUUGUUGUUCAGUGUUGUAAGGUUUAAGGUUGUCUUAACCCUCACUUCUGAAUUUGGAGGAGUUUCUGAAUAUGAUGGGGAGAACCUUUUGAGAUAUCAAAUCCACCAUAUUCAGCGGGCCGUUUAUUCUAAAUUCUUUUGGUUAGGUAUGACUAAGGGAGCGACUUUGAUGGACACAAAAGGGGAUUGUUUCUGUGCAGGUUGUUUUACGGUGUUGAAUCUUUAUGAAUUUUGCCGUUUUGUCUAA
Striga asiatica is the source of this 1047-nucleotide messenger RNA. The record is from the annotation of a GenBank genome assembly. Lineage: Eukaryota; Viridiplantae; Streptophyta; Magnoliopsida; Lamiales; Orobanchaceae.